AUGGACGUCGUUAAUGCCCUCGUCCCAGGUUUUCUCGACCCCAUAUUCGAUAUUCUCGAAGACAACCUACCGCCUGCUCUCUUUAACUUCAUCCUCACCGUUAUUUCCCAUUCCUUCGCAUUAUGCGCAACUGCAUUCCGCCUCGUUAAUGGUUUGAUGGCCAAGAACCCAGAGGAAUGGGACUUACAAACCCUACUCCCCCCAAUUGUAACAAUCCUCGCUGCAUACCUGGCGCUCUCGAGCUUGUAUCGCACCACCAGUUGGCUGAUCAGGUUGACCAUUUGGAUGAUUAAAUGGGGGACCCUCCUUGCAGCCUUUAGUCUCGGAGCAGGAUGGCUGGCCGCGGUCAACAGCAUGGGAGGAAACCCUCAGGAUGCACUGGCCAAUUUGGGGACAAAGGCAGCUGGGUGGUUGAAUGAAUUAGCGUCUGGUAAUGGGGGAAAUGGGGCCCCGCGAACCAGGGCAGCAAGGCCGUCGUCCAACUAUCGACCUUGGAAGAAAUUCGAAAGCCCCAACGAAUGGCCUCCUCACGAGGUGAUCCCCGAGAAUCUUGACGAAGCUCAGAAGAUUAUGAAGAACAUCGUCGACAGUGCGAAUCAGGUCUUUGACGGUUCAAGUUGGUGGUGGCAAGCUGGGAAGGCUAUGAUGGGAUCCACGGAUACUUUUUUCUAUCCAAAAGUCGUAUAA
Molecule: messenger RNA, 687 nt
Organism: Coprinopsis cinerea okayama7#130
Lineage: Eukaryota; Fungi; Basidiomycota; Agaricomycetes; Agaricales; Psathyrellaceae
Exons: 2
Coding region: 1-687 (228 amino acids)
Source: RefSeq, a predicted model, not a curated record